This is a messenger RNA of Effrenium voratum, 1324 nucleotides long. Lineage: Eukaryota; Dinophyceae; Suessiales; Symbiodiniaceae. The record is from the annotation of a GenBank genome assembly.
GGCUCAGCUCUAUAUCAGCAGGCCUUUAGUCGGGAUCCAUGGAGUCAUGGCGCUUGCUAUGGCUCCUGGUGCCCGUGUUCGCAGGUCCCGUGAUGCGCCGUGAUGGGCAGCCGGCGGCUUCCAACCACUCGCAUGCCAGGCCAUCGAGUCUUCUUCAGCUGGCAUCGGGGGUGCAGCCAUGCGGGAUCAGGGCCAACCAGCACUGCGAGGAGCCGAGAUCCAAGGGAACGCCCCGUGCAGCCGUGUACACGUACAACCUCGGGGGCUAUGAAGAGCCGCGUGGCUUUCAGGUGCCAUGCGUUCCUCCUGAUGUGGAUGCCUUCCUUUUUUUGGACGAGGUCACCCAAAGGAAGGCUCCCAAGGCAGCGCUGGAUCGCUGGAAGGGCCAAGGCUGGCAGCUGAAGCUGCUGCCGCUGCAGCGGGGCACCCGCUAUGUGUCUUCAGAACGCUUGACCUCGAAGUCCCUGAAGUUCACUCCACCCAGCUGGCUGACCGCCAGCUAUGACUGGCUCAUCGGCUACGACCAUGACAUGACGAUCAACCUGCACCGACUCACCGACUUUCUUCGUGAACAUGAUGACAAGCCGCUGCUGAUGCUGAAGUGGUACUGGCGUCCUUGCGAAGAUGCCUUUGACUGCAUGCUUUGGGAGAUCAACGACAUGCUAACAAAAAGACCGGAAUAUGUGAAGUCCUCCCGGCGCAAUGUUCAACACUGGAAGGAGCUCAUGACGACUCUGCACUCUGCAGCAGCUCCAUUCUCUCCGCCGCACUACUAUGAGAGCUGCAUCAUCUUCCGCAACCUCAAGCAUGAGCGGGCAGAUGCGGUGAAGACUGCCUUUGAGAGAACUUACAACAUGACCCAUGACAUCCAGCGAGACCAGUUCUUGCUUCCCUACUAUUUGUGGCGCGAGGCGCUUAGCCCGCAGCUGCAAGCGCUGCACCUGUCCGACCUGCAAGAGAAGCUGGACUUUUGCAGCGUGCCCACGAAGCGGAAGCGCAACUGAGCACGAGAGGGCUCUCAUCGUGGCACUGUCCUCGGGGCAGGAGCAAUCACCACCCGGAACCCCGCCGCAAGUUGCACCUCUGCGUCUCUGGGAUAAGCUGAGGCCCGCGCAAUGCGUGAGACAGAUCAGUACUGCGUUCGCGAGAGAGGCCGUGGGGCUCGGCUCAGGCCGCCUCUUUCGCAUGCACUUGAGAUCUUACGGGCUUUGGGGCCAGAGCAUCCAAGGGGAAGCUGUCAAACAGCUUGCCCGCUGGUCUGGCGCACGUAUUCGGGUCUCGCGCAAGGGGUCAAAAGCUGCAAGGGGUCAAGCUUGCUCGAUGC